Molecule: messenger RNA, 1713 nt
Organism: Metarhizium robertsii ARSEF 23
Lineage: Eukaryota; Fungi; Ascomycota; Sordariomycetes; Hypocreales; Clavicipitaceae
Product: acyl-CoA dehydrogenase
Exons: 2
Coding region: 1-1713 (570 amino acids)
Molecular function (GO): flavin adenine dinucleotide binding; oxidoreductase activity, acting on the CH-CH group of donors
Source: RefSeq, a predicted model, not a curated record
AUGCGCAUUAUUCAACGUCCGCUUGUUAAUAGUUCCCCAAUGCAGCUAGCAGGAUGGAGCUCGGUCUUGGCAGUCACGGCUGUGGGGCCGCCCCUGCCAAAAUCUGGGGUCCAGGGCGACCAAAGACGACGGGAGAUGGGCGCGUCAAGAUGCACCGGCACCCCGAGCCUCGGCAACCCCAAGCUACCCCAUCUCGAACCGCACCCAACUUGGCUUCACGACAGGGCUGAUGCUCCGGCUUUACCGACUGGGUGCCGCCAGCAGUCAGUAUCCAAAUCGGCUAAUGGAGCUGGUGCUGUGCUCCUCCAACCUCAUAUAACCUCUAUUCCCAGCAUCAGCCAUCUGGCUCCCCCCCGGCCUCUCAUCGCCCUCGCCCAAAACAACCACAUUUCCAGCAUCGCCACCGCCAAAAUGCCCGUUGAUCCCAAGCUUCACGUUGACGAAUCCAUUCCCUGGAGCGAGCCGGCGUGGCUGCGCGGCGUCCACUCCCCCUACUACACAUCCACACACCGCGAGUUGCAGCGCGCCGUCAGGCAGUACGUCGACACGCACCUCCUCCCCUCGGCCCUCGAAUGGGAAGAGAAGGGCGAUGUGCCGCCGGAAGAAGCAGAGCGCUUCUGCAAGUCCGGCAUCCCCUUUGUAGAUAUCCCCGAGCCCUACCGACCCGCAGACAUCCCCAACAUUGGCGGCAUUCCGCGCGCCGAACUCGACGCGUUCCACUUUCUCAUCAUGAGCGACGAAAUGUCCCGUGUGGAGGGGGGCGUGGGCAUCGCGCUGGCCGGCGCCUCGUCCAUUGGUGCGCCGCCCAUCGUCAACUGCGGCACGGAGGAGCAGAAGCGGAAAUGGCUCCCCGGCCUCUUCACCCGCAAGACCAACUUCUCCCUGGGCAUCACCGAGCCGUCGGGCGGCUCUGACGUGGCCCGCAUCAAGACGACUGCCGAGAAGACGCCCGACGGCAAGUUCUACAUUGUCAACGGCGUCAAGAAGUGGAUCACCGGCACGCCCUGGGCCACGCACAUGACCACGGCCGUGCGGACGGGCAGGCCCGGCAUGAAGGGCGUCUCCCUGCUGGUCAUCCCCAUGGACUCGCCGGGCAUCAUGCACCAAAAGAUCCAAAACUCGGGCCAGAACGCGGGCGGCGCCUCCUUUGUCUACCUGGAGAACGUCAGGGUGCCCGUCGAGAACCUCCUCGGCGAGGAAAACGAGGGGUUCAUGAUCAUCAUGAAGAACUUCAACAAGGAGCGCUUUCUGCUGACGGUGGGGUGCAACCGCAAGGCGCGGUCGUGCCUGGCCAUGUCCUUCCAGUAUGCCAUGAAGCGCGAAACCUUUGGCAAGCCCCUGAUCGAGAACCAAGUCAUCCGCAGGAAGCUCUCGGAGAUGGCGCACAGAAUCGAGGCCCAUUGGGCGUGGCUGGAGCAGCUGGCGUACCAUAUCAAGUGCUCGGAUCUCGGCUGGGAGGACCCCCAGAUUGCGAGCAGAGUUGCGCUGUUGAAGGUGCAGGGCGGCCAGUUGAUUGAGCUGGCCGCCAGGGAGGCAGCGCAGAUCUUUGGUGGCGCGGGCUACAUGAAGGGCGGACCGGGCGCGGCUGUCGAGCAGAUUAACCGGGAUUUGCGGAUGUUGGUUGUUGGUGGUGGAAGCGAGGAGAUUAUCGCCGACUUGGCAGUGAGGCUGGAGCUGGCCAUGAUGGGAGGGUUGGGAGGAGCGAAAUUAUAA